Molecule: messenger RNA, 878 nt
Organism: Cyprinus carpio (common carp)
Lineage: Eukaryota; Metazoa; Chordata; Actinopteri; Cypriniformes; Cyprinidae
Product: stomatin-like
Cellular component (GO): plasma membrane
Source: RefSeq, a predicted model, not a curated record
UUUCUUGUCAAAAUUGUCCAGGAAUAUGAAAGAGCAGUUAUUUUCCGUUUGGGACAACUCCUAGGCGGUGCAAAAGGACCUGGUUUGCUCUGGAUUAUUCCAUGUUUGGACACAUUUCGGAAGGUUGAUUUAAGGACAGUAUCUUUUGACAUCCCUCCACAAGAGGUGCUGACCAAAGACUCAGUGACUAUCAUGGUGGAUGCGGUGGUCUACUAUCGCGUCUUUAACCCCACUGUCUCCAUUACCAAAGUGGAGAAUGCUAAUUAUGCCACACAGAUGCUUGCACAGACUACAUUACGAAACAUGCUCGGAACUAAGAGCCUGGCAGACAUCUUAAAAGACAGUGAGGAGAUGUCCGAACAGAUGGAGGCUGUGCUGUAUCCUGCAUCCAAGAACUGGGGUAUCAAAGUGGAACGGGUCAAUCUUAAAGAUGUCAAACUGCCUACCACUUUGCAGAGAGCCAUGGCAGCUGAAGCAGAGGCCACCAGAGAUGCCAGAGCCAAGGUGAUCACAGCGGAGGGAGAAAUGAAAGCCUCGCAUGCUCUGAAGGAGGCAGCAAAUGUGAUGUCAGAGUCUCCGUCUGCGCUUCAGCUGCGAUAUAUGCAGACGCUGACUGAGAUUGCCUCGGAAAGGAACUCAACUAUUGUCUUUCCUCUUCCUAUUGACUUCAUCUCUAAUUUCAUGAAAAGGUGACCUUAUAUAGGAAUUAUCUAUUAAUGUUCAAAAAUCACUGUAAAGACUUUGCAGCCUUUUCUUUUAAAAUCCUCUUUGCUUUAACUAUAGGCAAAACAUAUUCUGUUUAUUUUUGCACUUUGCAUCAUGUCUUACAUAUUUAAAAAUGAAAUUGUUUUGUAUUACAUGAUUAAAUCUAUCAAAUA